UCCUGGCUCUACCAAUGGGAGGAUCCGUUGUUGGAGCCCCGCCCCCCGAGCUCGGUCAUGGCCGCGGCCAGUGUACCUACGCGCGCAGAAGAACGGGAUGCUAGGGUUUUUGUCGGCGCGACAAGCCGGAUUGGACGACCCUCUUCACCUACAAAGAGCGGAGUCCACACGAAGGGUUUUGGGACUGGAGUUAAACAAAGACAGAGAUGUUGAAAGGAUCCACAGCAAUGGAGUUAACAGCCUGGACAUUGAACCUGUUGAAGGGAGAUACAUGUUAUCAGGUGGUUCAGAUGGUGUGAUUGUACUUUAUGAUCUUGAGAACUCCAGCAGACAACCUUGUUACACAUGUAAAGCAGUGUGUUCUGUUGACAGAUACCAUCCUGAUGUUCACAAAUAUAGUGUGGAGACUGUACAGUGGUAUCCUCAUGACACUGGCAUGUUCACAUCAAGCUCAUUUGAUAAAACUCUGAAAGUAUGGGAUACAAACACAUUACAAACUGCAGAUAUAUUUAAUUUUGAAGAAGCAGUUUAUAGUCAUCAUAUGUCUCCAGUUGCCACUCAGCACUGCUUGGUAGCAGUUGGUACUAGAGCGCCCAAAGUACAACUUUGUGACUUAAAGUCUGGAUCCUGUUGCCACAUUCUACAGGGUCACAGACAAGAAAUUUUGGCAGUUUCCUGGUCACCACGUUAUGAUUAUAUCUUGGCAACUGCAAGUGCUGACAGUAGAGUAAAAUUAUGGGAUGUGAGGAAAGCAUCAGGAUGUUUGAUUACUCUUGAUCAGCAUAAUGGGGAAAAGUCACAAGCUGUUGAAUCAGCAAACACUGCUCAUAAUGGGAAAGUUAAUGGCUUAUGUUUUACAAGUGAUGGGCUUCACCUGCUGACUAUUGGUACUGAUAAUCGAAUGAGGCUCUGGAAUAGUUCCAAUGGAGAAAACACAUUAGUGAAUUACGGAAAAGUUUAUAAUGACAGUAGGAAAGGAUUGAAAUUCGCCGUCUCCUGUGGCUGCAGUUCAGAAUUUGUUUUUGUACCAUAUGGUAGCACCAUUGCUGUUUAUACAAUUUACUCAGGAGAACAGAUAACUAUGCUUAAGGGACAUUAUAAAAGUGUUGACUGCUGUGUAUUUCAGUCUAAUUUCCAGGAACUUUACAGUGGUAGCAGAGACUGCAACAUACUUGCUUGGAUACCAUCCUUAAAUGAACCAGUGCCUGAUGAUGAGGAGACCUCAACCAGAUCACAUUUAAAUCCAGCAUUUGAAGAUGCCUGGAGCAGCAGUGAUGAGGAAGGAUGAAUGUCAAUCCUAAGUACCUUGUGUCUCUAUUAAUGAAAAUUUUAAAAUGGGA
Messenger RNA from Eptesicus fuscus (big brown bat), 1340 nucleotides. It is a transcript of the gene ERCC8, whose product is annotated as ERCC excision repair 8, CSA ubiquitin ligase complex subunit. The record is from RefSeq and is a predicted model, not a curated record. Gene Ontology annotation, molecular function: protein binding. Bases 98 to 1288 code for a protein of 396 amino acids. The transcript is spliced from 12 exons. Gene Ontology annotation, cellular component: Cul4A-RING E3 ubiquitin ligase complex; nucleotide-excision repair complex. Gene Ontology annotation, biological process: protein polyubiquitination; transcription-coupled nucleotide-excision repair; proteasome-mediated ubiquitin-dependent protein catabolic process. NCBI's taxonomy places the organism in Eukaryota, Metazoa, Chordata, Mammalia, Chiroptera, Vespertilionidae.